AUGAGCAUUCUUCAAUACACAGACACUAUUAGUGCCCCAGAUCUUCAGGUAUGGAACAACGCUGCAUUUGACAAUGGAGAUUCAGACGAAUCGGCCGCCAUCAAGGCUUCUUGGGGUUCCUUGCAAUCUAUCUCCAUCAAUCUUUCAGAAUCAACGGCAUCUUAUUCCAGCAAAGAAAAUCUGAGUCCUGCUUUCAGCAAAUCGAAUGUUUCUUUAAAAUCUCCAACACCCCUCAAGCCCCUGCGACAAAACGACGCCAACGGAAGAUCACAAGGGAUGCCAUUAAAACUUCUCUUCAAAGAGGGUAUGCUUCUUCUUUCCCCAACUCCCUCCAAGACCGAAAAUGAAACCAUCAGUGAUGACAGUAAGAUCGAUACUGAGAUCGAACAGAUUGAAUUGGAGAUCAGCCGUUUGACAUCCAAAUUAGAAGCCCUUCGGUUUGAAAAGGGUGAGAAGAAUUUAAAAACCACUGAAAGGGGCGGACGAAUAGUUCCUGUAAAGUUCAUGGAGGAGAAACAGAGCACAAAGAAUUCAGUCAUGGCAACAAACAUGGAAGAACCUCCAGCAACGAUCACAGGUACAAAAUUCCAGCGGAGGGGCAUCAGUCUGGGUCCAUCAGAAAUCACCGCCGGCAUAAGAUCUAGGCAGAUGAGCAAACUCGAAAUCACCCCUAUUCAGUCCAUACAGAACCGCCGGAAAUCAUUCUUUUGGAAGCUUGAAGAUAUCAAAGAAGUUGAGAUAAGGCAGAGGAGACGGAGCUUGAGUUCAAGCCCAAAAUCAUGCUUGUCUGUUUCCAAGAUCCAAGCUUCCAAACAAGCACUUACGACUGUAGGCUCAAAGAAAUCUGUGAAGCGAGAUGAUUCACUCAUGUCCUCCAUUCAACCCAAAAAACUAUUCAAAGAGGGGGAAAAAUCUGUCGCCUCCAAGAAACUGCUUAAACCUGGGAGGAUUGUAGCAAGCCGUUACAAUCAGACUUCGGCACAGGCUUCUGGAAAUCCCACAAAACCUGAACUGAGGAACAGAUUAUUGCCUGAAAAUGACGAGUACGACACAAAAAGGUGUGAUAAGAAGCGGGUCUCAGUUGGAAAAUCACAGGGAUCUCAGGCUGAACAGGGGCGGAAUCAGGCAAAUGAAAACCAGUUAAAGAAGCGGUGGGAAACUCCGAGUGACGCUGCAACGGAUCGGCCGAAGAGUUUGGUGAAUGGAUCACAAUUUUCUGUUCUGAAAAUGGCUGAUUUGCUUCCGCGGACUCGGACCUUACGGGGCAUAGACGAAAGUGGACGAGAUUCUGGACCUGCCAAGCGGGUGUCCGAUUUAAUUGGGGGAAAAUCAUAUUUCAGUGCCGAGGAAACAGAGGUGGAGACAUCAGUUUUCCAAACCUUAAAUUUUGAUGAAGAGGAGGAAGAACAAAAUGAGAAAUAA
Messenger RNA from Telopea speciosissima, 1422 nucleotides. RefSeq lists its product as uncharacterized. The transcript has a single exon. Lineage: Eukaryota; Viridiplantae; Streptophyta; Magnoliopsida; Proteales; Proteaceae. The record is from RefSeq and is a predicted model, not a curated record. Bases 1 to 1422 code for a protein of 473 amino acids.